UGUGAGGCAUUUGAUUGAAUGAUAAUUUAAGGAACAAUGAUCUAUUUUUAAAGACUUGAGGUCUAUAACAUGUCACAAAUAUUUAUGUGUGAUUAUAAAUCAUCUAAUUAAGCAAAAAAUAAAAAGUUUAAAUUUAAAUUAUUUUAAAUAUAAUAAAAAGAUAUCACUUUUUAAGGACGAAGUAAAAAAAUAUCAGGCGAAAAAAUAGAAUAUAAACUUGGAAAGGAAAGGGAAAAAAAGAAAAAGAAAAGGGAAGUGCAGAAACCACGUGAAAAUGGUGCCAAAAUAGAACAUGCACGAACGUAUUGUAUGAAAGGAACCUCGACCUCUGCUAAUAUAUUAAAGCCAAAACUCUCUGCGAGGAUUAAGGCUCAACAAUAAUCUCUCUUCAUCAAAUAUUACUACUAAAAUAAAUUAGUAGUAGUUGCUGAAAAUGGAAAAUAUAUUUUCUACUUCAUCAACUACUUCACAGCCAAACACACUUCAAAAACUCCUUGAAUAUAUAAUCCAUAGUCGUCAAGAAUGGUGGGUUUAUUCCAUCUUCUGGAAAGCAUCCAAAGAUGUCAAUGACCGUCUUAUCUUCUCUUGGGGCGAUGGCCAUUUUCGUGGAACUAAAGACACAGCUUCCGCGAAAAUAGGCCAUCGCCAGUAUCAUCAGCAUCAGAAGAAAUUUGGCUUCGAUGUAAUAGAUGAUACUAGUAAUGAUAAUGUUACGGAUUCGGAGUGGUUUUAUAUGUUAUCUAUGACACAGUGUUUCGUGGCUGAGGAUGAACUCGUCGUACGAGCUUAUACCUCGGCCAGCUCAAACGUGUGGCUGGCUAGUUAUUAUGAAUUGCAGCUUUAUAAUUGCGAGAGAGCUAAAGAAGCUGAUUUGCAUGGAAUUCGUACGAUUGCGUGUAUUGCUACUCCUAGUGGUGUUGUUGAAUUGGGUUCUUCUGAUGUUAUUCAAGAAAAUUGGGAAUUUGUUCAGCUCAUUAGGUCUCUAUUUGGAUCAAACAAUAACGUGAAUACGACUUCUAAUCCACCCAUCAAUCAAGUGAGGUUAGAGAAAAGAUCUCUUAUCGGCUCCAAUACCAUGUUGAAUUAUGCAAUCGUAGUUUCAUCUAAAAGUCCAAACUCAGUAACAUCGAGAGAUCAUCAGAAGGUUGGAAAACGUGGAUCAACUUGGCAAGAAGCAGAUGUUAUAAAACAAGAAAUGGCUAUAGGAAACCUAAUAUCAGAAUCUGGCAAUUCCGAUUUCGAGAACGAGUCCUCACCUAUCAACAAUGUUGUCAAUCGGUCACGAAAGCGGGCAAAGAAGGGCGAUUCAAGCAGUACAAUAAUAACAAGUAGAGAAACAACAAUGGAAAUUCACGUGGAGGCUGAGAGAAAAAGAAGGGAAAAAUUGAACCAUCGAUUCUAUGCUCUACGAAGCGUUGUUCCAUAUGUGUCCAAAAUGGACAAAGCUUCAUUGCUAGCAGAUGCAGUUACUUAUAUCAAUGAGCUCAAAUCUAAAAUCGAAGAUCUAGAAUCCAAAUUAAUCGAGCCCCAGAAAAAACCUAUAACUAUUGAGCGACACGAUUCUUAUAGUGAGUCUUCUGUUGUAACUGAUCGAGCUAAUAAAGAUAAGUCAUUAUUUUCGAGCAGCAUUAACGGGGCACAAAAUGGGAUGGAAAUUGAGGUGAAAAUUAUAGGAUCGGAAGCCAUGAUUAGGGUUCAGUCUUUGGAUAUUAAUUAUCCGUGUGCCAGAUUGAUGAACGUGAUGAGAGAGCUGGAGUUUCAGAUUUAUCAUGCAAGUGUUUCCAGUGUUAAAGACUUGAUGCUUCAAGAUAUCGUGAUUAGGGUUCCUGAUGAGUUAUCAAAUGAAGAAGCCCUAAAAUCCACUAUAAUUCAGAGACAAAACAUAGCAACCCCUAUAUUUCGUUCGCACUGA
Lycium ferocissimum is the source of this 1912-nucleotide messenger RNA. RefSeq names its product transcription factor MYC1-like. Bases 434 to 1912 code for a protein of 492 amino acids. The record is from RefSeq and is a predicted model, not a curated record. The transcript is spliced from 4 exons. Lineage: Eukaryota; Viridiplantae; Streptophyta; Magnoliopsida; Solanales; Solanaceae. Gene Ontology annotation, cellular component: nucleus. Gene Ontology annotation, molecular function: protein dimerization activity; DNA-binding transcription factor activity; transcription cis-regulatory region binding. Gene Ontology annotation, biological process: regulation of DNA-templated transcription.